Mytilus trossulus (common blue mussel) is the source of this 5650-nucleotide messenger RNA. RefSeq lists its product as uncharacterized. The record is from RefSeq and is a predicted model, not a curated record. Gene Ontology annotation, biological process: signal transduction; vesicle-mediated transport. The coding region runs from base 344 to 4432 and encodes 1362 amino acids. Lineage: Eukaryota; Metazoa; Mollusca; Bivalvia; Mytilida; Mytilidae. Gene Ontology annotation, cellular component: cytosol; endocytic vesicle. Gene Ontology annotation, molecular function: small GTPase binding; guanyl-nucleotide exchange factor activity. The transcript has 20 exons.
UUUUAAAAUUGUUGCUUUAAAAUUUAUCCUGUACAACAGUAAGUAUGAUUUUUGUCCUGGUGAUUUUUAUCAAUCUAGGGCAUCUCUUUCCUAUGGGCCAAUAUGUUUAAUCAUAUUAAACUCGUUUUGCAAUUUGUCACUUUAACAAUACCAUAACCCACUGGGUAUUUUGUACUAGUCUACCUACAAAGUUAUGUUUAUACAAAUGGUAUAGAUUCAUGUUUAUGAAUGAAUGGAUUUAUACAGUGGCGGACAAACUUUAACUCAAUUCGACCUGACACUCGAAAGGAUUGAACUAGGUUUUGGAUUAUGUCAUUAAGAAGAUUAAAGCAGAUAAUUGGAUAUGAUUAACAAAAUGGAGCACAAAACAGCCAUUGGCCUAGGAAGUGGGCAGGCAUGUCGAGAGUCUACAUAUCAAAAGCCACCCUUACGUAGAUUGGAGUUUUUACUGAUGCUGAAUAAUAUAGCCAGUGACCUUGACCUGCUGCUGAAUGACCUUUGCCAUAUUUAUCCAUAUCCUGUGACAGCAGAAAGAAAGUUUACAACAUUUGGUAAGGGACAGACAUAUACAGAUAGUAGUCCUGGCUUUGGGGAAGACAGUGCAUUUGGAACUCUGGCCUCCACAGAUAGCUACAACUGUGAACAAAAACCCAGGAGUGAUUCUGUUCUAUCAGGUCAUCUGGAUGUCUUUAGUCUGGAUCACUCACCCAAAGCAUUAGAAAUUCCCUCCUAUCCAGACAAUGGCAGUGAUCCUUUGUCAGACUCUGAUCAUCGUCCAAUCAACUUCUUAGAGAGACUGUCAAAAACACACCCAAUAUGGCUGCUCUCAGAAAUUGGCAGAUCUGGAGCAGUCCAUUUACUGAAGGACAGGGAAAUUGGGACAUUUAUAAUCCGGAACUCCAGCCAACCUAACACUUAUGCUUUGUCAGCUCAGUUUCCUACAAGAAGUGGUGCUAAUGUUGAUCAUUACUUGAUUGAGAACAUUAGAGAUGGCUACAGGGUUCAGGGGUCAAGCCAUAUAUUUUCUGAUCUCACAAAAUUGGUUGCAUUUUAUCAUGAAAAUUUAGAGGAAUUACCUCAUCGACUAGUGCUGCCACCUACAAUAAGAAGAGCAAAAACUCUUCAGGAAUUAACAUCAUUAUCAUUAUUAGGACAAGAUUUUUGGACAUCAUAUCGAUUUGACAAAGGAUCCAAUUUAUCACUGUCCUUCCAAGGAUCUAAUAAUUCAUUAUCUACUCCAAUGAGAUGUGAACCUUUACAUAAAUCUAGAAGUGAACCAAUUAAUAUCACAAGUGCUAAACAUUAUAAGAAACAAAGACUAGGUCAAUCUUUAUCAACACAGUGUUUUAAAGAACCACUUUCAAGCCAGUCUGAAGAAAGCUUGACAGGUAGUCAUACAAAUAUUCAUCAGAAAUCAUCACCCGUAAAGUUCCAUCUAAAUCGGGAUGGAACAGUUGUGUCGUCUCCCAACAUUCAUCAUUCAGCAUUAGGACGGAGAAAAACAUCAGAAGGCAGUAUAUGUGAAAAGUGUCAGUCAAAUAAACAAAUGGAUGAUAAUUGGUCAUCAGGAAAUUCUAGUGAUGGAGUAAAUUCUAAAACCCAUCCUCGUGUUUCUAAACAGAAAUCAAACUUAUAUUUUACAACUUCCUUAGAUUUGCUAAAUAUCCCAGAUAAUCAGUAUUUUAAAAGUAGUUUAUCAGAUAAAAUGAGUGAUUAUGAAGACGUUUGGCGAUCAUCAUCUUGUGCUACUCCUAUUUCUUCUGUUCAAGGUAAAACAAAAAGACAUAAGUGUAAAAGAACCAAUCCUUAUCCUAAAGUAGCGGAAAAAUCAACAGUUACAUCACCUACUCUUUUAAACAAUGCAAUCAGUGUUAUACGAUCGGAAAAUAAAAUUCAGACUUGUAUUCAAAACAACUUGCAUACAGAUGCAGGAGUUCAAACAACACAUUCAGGUUCGAUCUCUCAACGAAUACUUAGGAAAUCUGUAUCAUUAGAUAUACAAAAUACUCAAGAUAAACUUGGAGAAUCAUUUAGAUCAGACAAAAUUGUGAGUGCUACAAUAUCUGCUACAAUAUCAACUCAAACAAGUCCAGUUAAAGUAAUAUCUAAACCAAAACCAUUGAAAAAUAUCGUUGAUAAAGAGUCUAGUGCAUCUAAUAGUUCUAAGUCUGGUAUUAAAAGCCCUGUUUAUGCAGAACCAUUUGAUGCGUUAGAAGCCAAUGAAGAUGAGCAUGGUAAUCUUGUUCGCAUAAGGAGACGAUCAGCUCCAUCUAUGGGACUAAGUGGAAGAAAAGCGAAAGGUGUUUCACAGGGUCCUAACUUAGAAACUAUUAUGUCCCCUGGUUAUGAAAGUCAGGAAAACUAUGAUUUUGAAUAUAAUUUAAGUAAUGGUGCUAAUCCUAACGAUUCUGAAGUUUUGGAGAGAAUUCCUGCUCCGAUGCGACGAUCUCAUAGUAUGAAAGAGCGAUCAAGUCAAAAUACUGAUAAUAACAUGACAGUUCUUGAUAGAGAAAGUAUUAAACAUGUGGCUAGUGAACUAGAAAAACUACACAUCGCUAAAGGAUCAAAUGUAAAUAAACUACAAAGUGGAUAUAGUCAAUUUAAGGAGGAUACCAUGUUUGACGAUUGUGAUGAUCAAGAACAAGUAACUCCUACAUUAAGGAGGUUCCCUGUUUAUAAACCGUCUAAAUUAAACGAUGCUUCAAGACAUUCUAUGUUUUCAGAACUAUCAACAGUGGAAGAUCUUAUAUCUAGUGUGAAUCCACAAUUAACAGUGAAACCUUUACAACAAAUCCCAAACAUUAUUUACAGUGGUGCUAUGUCAGAAUAUGAUAAUCUUACAAGUCACUAUGCACCUGUAUCAACUAGGUCUAAUGCAGAAACUGAAUUCUGUGCACCCUGGGAUAAAACAUUUUAUGGUUCUCUUUUAAAUUGUGAUCCUAAAUCAGUACCACAGAUGGACCUUCAUUCACGAAUCUUAGCCUGGCAAAAAGACACUCUUCACCUAGAUCAGCGAUCUCCUGGUGAUCGCAGUAGUUGUCACUCUGAUUCCACUCUGGUGGGUGAUUCAGAUGAGGAUGUGAUAGAUACUCAUGAUUUAAUUCUCCAGCCUCUAUCUUCAGGAAGCAGUUUAGACAAUUUAACUGAUCUAGAAGAUAGACCGAAAAAUCGCCAAUCAAAACAUGUUUCUUCUGAUGAUCAUAAAACCACUGGUAAAUGUGUUCAGACAGACCCUCAGGGUCCAGAUCACAAAGAUGGACAGCAACACAACAAAAAAGAGAAAAGAAAAGAAGACACUCCAGAAUACAAAAUCAGAGAGUAUAUAUGCAGAUUGUCUCAAGACAGAAAUACAACAUUUGGUAGUACUAUAGAGAACUUUAUACAGUGUACAUUGGAAAGUCAAGAAACUAAUCCUCAUUUUGUCACUAGAAAUGUAAGACAGUUUAUGACAGGAAUAAAGAAUUAUCUAGUAAAGCAUGGAGAAGGAGAACUAGACGACAUUAUACAGAAGGAAAGAAUGAAUCUGAAUCCCAAUGAAAUAUUAAACAUAGAUGGUAUUAUAGAAAAAGCCUUGCAUGUUUGUGUACUGCGACCUCUGAAGCACCACAUAUACAGAUUGUUUGUGGAAGAAUAUACAAGGAAUGGAAGUUUACCCUCUUUAUCCAGGAACAUUAAAUAUGCCAGAAGUAAAACACCAGUAGAAAUAGGUCUCAGGAGUGGUGCAUUAGUUCCAAACAAUUCACAAAUGGAGAAAAUCAGAUUCCAUCUUACAAAGAUGCAGAAGGCCUAUUCUCCCCUGAAGAAGUUAGAACAUCUUUUACAAGCUACACAGUGUAUCUAUCAAUGUUUGAAUGGCAAUACUAAUGAAGCUGUACAAGGACCAGUGGCUGUUGGGGCAGAUGACUUCUUGCCAAUGUUGAUUUAUGUAGUAGUGCAUUGUGGGAUAAUUGCAGCUGAAAUAGAGGCUGACUACAUGUGGGAUCUGAUAAAUCCAGCUGUUAUGAACACAGAAGGAGGAUAUUAUCUGACUUCAUUAAAUAGUGCUGUAUUGGUUCUGAAAAACUUUAAAGAAAUGCAGGAAGCCCAAAAUACCCAACAUGAGAGUCGUUUACCCAGUAUUAGUGACAUGCAAGGUUUUCUGAAGAUUGCCAUCCCAGAUGAACUGAGAGACUCCAUCAUUUGGAAAACUUUACCUGUUAGACCUAAUAUGAAUACUCGAGAUGUUUGUUCCAUGAUUGCACACAAAUUCAAAAUAACAAACCCUCAGGAUUACGGGUUUUAUUACAUAGUGAGGGGAGUAGAAACAAAACUGAAUGACAGUCAUUGUCCUCAAGAUUUGAAAACAGAAAUCAUGUUAAAAAAUCAAGACUGUGUAUUUGCUUACAAGAGACUUGCAUCAAACAUUGCAUGGCCACUAUCUGUGAAGAAGUAAACAGCCAGUAUUACAUCUUGUAGUAUGGAUGGUCUUUCUUGUUAUUAUGACAGCAUAGUGUUACUCUAAAUAAAUGUUAUCAUGCAUACUAGCUAAGUGAUAGAUCAGUAUUACCAGUUGAGCAAAUACUUAAGUUUUUCAUGCUAAUGUUUUUCUAGAAAAAAAAGGUUGUAUUACAAAUGUUGUAUGACACUAGUUAUAGGUACCAGUACCAUUAAAAACUGAAUUAUUGUUUUGUUUUAGAUUUUAUAUUUAUUUUCUGUUUAUUGCUGUAGGGUUACUACAUUUACAUAAAUCAAAAAUCAAAACUAGUUUAGUUUAUAACUGUUCAAGUUAUUGUCUUUGUUGUGAAAAAGGACAUUUUUCAUGCAUAAUUAUUGUUAAUUUUUUUAAACUACUUAGUUCAAAUUUUAUUAUAUACAAGCAAAGUGCUGUUGAUUCAUAAUUUUUAGUAAUGUGAUUUAAUUAUUUUGAUAUGUUAGAUUUAAGUAACUGUUACAUUAAGUCCACGCUUUUGAGUUAGAGUAAGCAAACUUCAACUACAUUUAUUCAAGAGACUUUGACUAUUUUGAAAACCAUCGGAUUUAAAUGAUUUUCAAGUAGCAGGUUCAGUUUCAAUUUUUUUUCCAAUAACAAGAGAACAAUAGCCAACUCCAAUGACUUAAGUUAGGUUUUAUAUACAAUAUUUAGAACAUGUUAAACACCUUGUUGUUAGGUGCUUAAGUUGGAAAGGAAUUUUACAAACUUGGUCUGCUGAGACCUUUUGUUCAAGAUGAAGACUGCAGAUAAUAGUGACUAUUAACUGGGCAUUUUUAAAAACUAGAUUGUGUUUAAUUACUGUUUGUUCGUUCAAAAUUGUAAUGGUUUUUUUUUGCAAGGUUGUAUCCAAUAGUUUUAGAAAUGCAGAAUUUAGUCAAUUAUUUGUAUUGACAAUCAUAUUCAAAGGAACACUUAGGUAAAACAGAAAUAAUUUUUAGUUUCCACUUUCAAAAACAGUAUGUUAUUUAUGUCAUUUAUGUCCUUGUUAAUAUAAAUUUUGUCAUUUGAACAUCAGAUUAAAAAUAUAGGUUAAGGGGAGGUAAUAUGGUUAUAUAAGGGAGAUAAUCAGCAUUAUGUUGGUGCUUUUGGCUUCUCAGCUUCAUCUUUCAGCAUUAUUGUGCCAUUUUAUAUGUUGUGCCAUACCAAAUGUAAAUAGACCCUAUUUAAUUGUUAUAUAUU